Molecule: messenger RNA, 1212 nt
Organism: Thlaspi arvense
Lineage: Eukaryota; Viridiplantae; Streptophyta; Magnoliopsida; Brassicales; Brassicaceae
Source: the annotation of a GenBank genome assembly
AUGAAAACUGCUGAGAACUGGAGAUAUGCUGCAAAACAACUUCUCAAGAAGUAUCCUCAAGAUGUUAUUGUUCACUGCAGUGAAAGUAAUUCUUCAACACUCACAUUUCAAGGUGUUGAUAAAAUGGGAAGCCGAUUAGCAGAUGAGGUAGUCUCUGUUAUAAAACGUUAUCCAGGCCUUCAGAAGAUAUCCUUCAUAGGCCACUCACUAGGUGGCCUGAUUGCACGGUUUGCUAUUGCUAAGCUAUAUUCUGAAGGAGAUGGUGAAUGUAGACAUGAUGAAUUUAAAGGCAGAAUUGCUGGACUAGAGCCCAUGAACUUUAUAACCUCUGCAACCCCCAUCUUGGAUCAAGGGGUCAUAAACAGUGCAAAUAUCAUUUUUCUUCCUUACUCAAGAGGUGUUUGCUCAUGGAAAGGAUUGCUUGCCCCAGCAUUCUGUGGUUCUUACACACUGGAAAAGGCAGCAGCACGUGCAUCAUGGCUUCUUGGAAGAUCAGGGAAGCAUUUGUUUCUGAAGGACGGCAAUAAGAAAAAACCUCCCCUUCUACUUAAGAUGGCCAGUGAUAGUGAUGAUCUAAAAUUUAUAUCUGCCUUACAGUCCUUCAGGCAUCGUGUUGCCUACUCAAACACACUUCUUGUUGGACGGAGUACAUCAUCUCUGAGGCGCCGAAGUGAGCUUCCAAAGCGCAAAACUCUCUCGAGAAGUGACAAAUACCCACAUGUUAUAAAUGUGGAAUAUGCAAAAGCUGCAGACACUCGAGAAGAAACAUGUUUAGAUCCUAAAGUGAAUAGAUUCAAGACUACUAAUAUGGAAGAGGCAAUGAUCAGGGGACUCACAAAAAUGAGCUGGGAGAAGGUUGAUGUCGACUUUGGGGGAAGCAAACAGAGAUUCUGGGCACAUAAUACUAUUCAGGCAACCCAGAACGCAACUAUGAUCAUGUGUGAUGUCAACGUAAACAGCUACCGUAUGAACUCCGAUGGGGCUGAUGUCAUCCAACACAUGGAGUCUGAGGAUAUGUCAAAGCUUGGGAAGCAGUUGGAGCUUCCCAAUUGUACGCUUUGCCAUAUCAGAAUGCCACAUGGGCACCAUAUCAUGCUCCAGAGCUCAGAUCACCGGCAGUUUGAUGGGAAGUGGCAGGCCUAUCUCAAGGCUCCUUUGUACAGACUUCUGACGCCAGAGAGCAUAAGCCAAAAAGCUGUUCAGACCAUCAUG